AUGGGGACUUGUGUGUGUGUGCUAGUGUGGGGACUCGUAUGGGCACUUGUGGGGACUCGUAUGGGGACUUGUGGGGACUCGUAUGCAGACUUUGUCUCGCUGGCUCCCCUCCCCUCACGGCAGGGCAUCUGGAGUAAAGCGCGUCUGCUGCUGCCGUACGUCUGGCCCCGGGGCUCGGUGUGUCUGCAGAGCCUGGUGCUGCUGUGUGUGGGGCUGCUGUUGACCGAGCGCCUGGUGAACGUCCUGGUCCCCGUGUUCUCCAAACACAUCAUAAAUGAUUUGUCUGUUGGAAGUAACUGGACUUCGCUUGUUCCUUCUGUGUGCAUCUACACACUGCUAAAGUUUCUACAGGGAGGUGGCGCUGGUACAUCUGGUUUUAUUAGUAAUCUGCGUCAGUUUUUGUGGAUCAAAGUGCAGCAGUUCACCAGCAGAGGCGUCCAGGUGGGCUUGUUUUCACACCUGCACGCUCUGUCUCUUCGGUGGCAUCUGGAUCGCAAAACCGGAGAUGUUUUGAGGAGCAUUGACCGGGGCACAUCAUCCAUUAACAACCUGCUGAGCUACAUCCUGUUCAGCAUCCUCCCCACCAUCUGUGACAUCAUCAUCGCCAUUGUUUACUUCAGCUCUUAUUUCAGCCUCUGGUUCGGCCUCAUAGUUCUGACCUGCAUGGCUCUUUAUCUCAUGUGUACAGUCGUCAUCACAGAGUGGAGAACCAAAUACAGGAGGGAGAUGAACGAUCAGGACAACAAGGCCAAAACUCGAGCUGUGGACUCUCUGCUCAACUUUGAGACGGUCAAAUAUUUCAGUGCGGAAAAGUAUGAGGUGCACUGUUUUGAAAAGGCUGUUCAUAGAUUCCAACAGUGUGAGUGGAAGAGCUCGGCGUCUUUGGCUUUAUUAAACCAAACCCAGAAUGUGAUCAUAGGCUCCGGUCUGCUGGCCGGGUCACUGCUGUGCGCUCACCUCGUCUCAGAACGACAGUUUCAGGUGGGAGACUUUGUUUUAUUUGGGACGUAUAUUAUCCAGCUCUAUACUCCACUCAACUGGUUUGGGACUUACUACAGACUGAUUCAAAGUGCAUUUGUUGACAUGGAGAAUAUGCUGGAUCUGCUGACGGAGCAGGUGGAGGUCCAGGACGUGGCUGAAGCUCAGGAUCUGAAGCUCACUUCAGGACGAGUGGAGUUUGACCAAGUCUGUUUCAGUUACGUCCCAGGGCAGGAAGUUUUAAAAGAAGUGACUUUUGCAGUUGAACCUGGACAGACAGUGGCUCUGGUCGGGCCUUCAGGAUCAGGGAAGAGCUCCAUACUCCGUCUGCUGUGUAGACUGUAUGAUCUUCAGAGCGGCUGUAUUCGUAUCGAUAAUCAAGACAUUUCCAAGGUUUUGCAGUCCUCUCUGAGAGGGUGUGUUGGAGUGGUUCCUCAGGACACAGUGCUUUUCAAUGACACCAUCGGAAACAACAUCAGGUUUAGCCGGAUCACGGCGAGCCAGCAGGAAGUGGAGCUGGCGGCCGCAGCGGCGGACAUUCACUCCCGGAUACUGGAGCUGCCUCAGGGUUAUGACACAGAGGUGGGAGAGCGCGGCUUGAAGCUCAGCGGAGGUGAGAAGCAGAGAGUGGCCAUCGCUCGGACAGUCCUCAAGCAGCCGCAGAUCAUCCUGCUGGACGAGGCCACCUCCUCCUUGGACACUCAAACAGAGAGAAACAUCCAGGCUUCUUUGGCCAAGAUCUGCACCAACAGGACGACGAUAGUCGUGGCACACAGGUUGUCCACUAUUGUAGAAGCAGACCAGAUCCUAGUGCUUCACUCUGGCCAAAUAAUUGAAAGAGGAAGACAUGAAGAGCUGCUGACCACGAGAGGUCUGUACGCCGCGAUGUGGACCCAACAACACACGACUCCACACUGA
This is a messenger RNA of Periophthalmus magnuspinnatus, 1896 nucleotides long. It is a transcript of the gene abcb6b, whose product is annotated as ATP-binding cassette, sub-family B (MDR/TAP), member 6b. The record is from RefSeq and is a predicted model, not a curated record. NCBI's taxonomy places the organism in Eukaryota, Metazoa, Chordata, Actinopteri, Gobiiformes, Gobiidae. Gene Ontology annotation, molecular function: heme binding; ATP binding; ABC-type heme transporter activity. The transcript is spliced from 19 exons. Gene Ontology annotation, biological process: transmembrane transport; heme transport. Bases 1 to 1896 code for a protein of 631 amino acids. Gene Ontology annotation, cellular component: membrane.